Messenger RNA from Daucus carota subsp. sativus, 1398 nucleotides. RefSeq names its product 2-oxoglutarate-dependent dioxygenase 19. NCBI's taxonomy places the organism in Eukaryota, Viridiplantae, Streptophyta, Magnoliopsida, Apiales, Apiaceae. The transcript is spliced from 4 exons. Gene Ontology annotation, molecular function: nucleic acid binding. The coding region runs from base 1 to 1215 and encodes 404 amino acids. The record is from RefSeq and is a predicted model, not a curated record. Gene Ontology annotation, biological process: DNA integration.
AUGGCUCAUUUUAUUCCGUGCAGCAAGACUGACAAUGCUGCUCAUAUUGCCUCGAUCUUCUUUAGUGAGAUAGUGAGGAUACAUGGUGUUCCUUUGAGUAUAGUAUCUGACAGAGAUGUUAAGUUUGUGAGUUAUUUCUGGAGGACUCUAUGGAAAUUACUCGGUACUAGUCUUAAGUUCUCUACAGCCUAUCAUCCCCAGACCAAUGGACAGACUGAGAUCGUUAAUAGGAGUCUAGGUGAUUUAAUUAGGUGUCUUGUAGGUGAACAUGCGUCUUCAUGGGAUAGGGUUUUACCUACGGCCGAGUUUGCGUAUAAUAACUCUGUUAAUAGGUCUACAGGAGUUGGUCCUUUUCAGGCUUACAUUGGUCGUCAGCCGAGGAAACCUAUAGAUUUGGUAAUAAACCAUGGUGUAUCAGAGAGUUUGAUGAAAAAUGUUAUGGAGGGUUGCUAUGAAUUUUUCAAUUUAACAGAUGAAGAAAAGGAAGCGUAUGAAGGGAGUGAUGUGCUGGAUCCAAUAAGGUGCGGAACUAGUUUUAACACGGCCAAGGAGACGAUCUUCUUUUGGAGGGACUUUCUAAAGGUUCUUGUGCAUCCAGAUUUUCAUUUUCCUGACAAACCAAAAGGGUUCAGUGAGCUUGCACUGGAGUAUGUUGAAAGAAUCCAAGAAAUUGCAGGGGAAUUGCUAAGAGGAAUUUCAGUAAGCCUAGGAAUGGAAGCGUCCUACAUACACGACGUUUUAAAUUUGGAAUCCGGCUUACAAGUGUUUGUUGCAAAUCUCUACCCGCCUUGCCCCCAGCCUGAACUUGCACUAGGAAUGCCGCCUCAUUCUGAUCACGGCCUCCUGAACAUUCUCAUAGAGAACGGUGUAGGGGGGUUGCAGCUGCUGCAUAAUGAAAAAUGGGUCAAUGUCAGAGCCCCUCCCAAUUCAUUUUUGGUCAAUACUUGUGAUCACCUCGAGAUACUGAGCAAUGGGAGGUACAAGAGUGUAGUGCAUCGAGCAGUUGUGAACAAUGCGACUACAAGACUAUCGCUAGCCAUAGCUAAUGGUCCGUCUCUCGAUACCAUUGUCAGGCCAGCACCUGGUCUAACCGAUGGUGCAAACAACCCACCAGCCUACACUCCAAUGAAAUACAAGGAGUAUCUGCAGCUGCAGCAAGGAAACAAGCUUGAUCAGAAGUCUGUCUUGGAUCGGAUCAGGCUACAAAAGGAGUGAAUGCUAGAGAAAAUAAAAUGUUACUGUAAAAAUAAAGGCACUUAUCACUGAGCCUGAUGUUUCUUUGCUAUGUUUCUCCAUAAUUUGGAUUACUGUGAAGUGUGUAGGCACUAGCGGCUCAGCUGGCACUUCUAAAUAUGCUGUAAUAAUUUUUAUAAUAAUUUUUCAAUUUUUUUUAAAUAA